AUGAAUCGACCACGGCCUGGUGGUACAAGACGAUUUUCUCUGGUGAAAUUAGAAACACCAGCUGGAGAUUCGAAUACAUUGUCAACAGAUGAUUCAAAGACGUCAACGAGUCCGAAUCUUAUUCAAAAGUUACUCUUCCGACAGUUCAGUCCCAAAACUCGUCCAUACUCAAUGGCAAUUACCUCUGAUGAAAACACUUCGGCAUUGAAUGAUUCACUUAAUAGUUAUGCCAGUGGCGGUAGACGAAUUACCGCUCCAACCACGCCGAAAAGUUCCUGGUCAUCAUCAAACGCUUCGAAACAAUGUACCGAGCCCGGAGAAACUUCAUUUCUCUCUCCGCCAAAUCUAAUCUUGCCAAAAGGUCAAUCAUCCGAGUUGACAUCUUAUUUAUCACGACGGCGGAAUACAACUGGAAGCAUUUCGUUAAAUAAAGCAGUUGAUACAAAAAAUACUAAUACAUUGAAAUCAUCUACAGCCGCUUUGUUUAAUACUUCGAACAAUAAAUUAUCAAGCGAAAAUAUUUUUCAACUCGUCGAAGAUUCGGAUUUAUUCGUAACGAAACAACUUCUUCAAGUUCAUGAAAAUCUCGUUAAUUCUUACAAUGAAUACAACUGGUGUCCAUUGGACAUCGCCAUCAUGUUAAACAAUAUUCCAAUGAUUCAACUUCUGGUUCAGUACGGCGCUGAAGAAAGCCUAAAAAUACAACCCGAAGAAUGUCGCUAUGAAAGUGUAUGUCAUCAAUUAGCCAUACUUUCUCAACAGAAUCCCGAUGAAAGUACGAAAAAGUCCUCAUCAAACAAAUUGACAACAGAUGAUGUACAAUCACGUCGUUCGUCUCCAUCGAAUGAUACUCAGCAACGUCAUCGUCGAACAAGUAAAGGACAACAAGAACAAUUACAAAUUCUUCAGCAACAUUUCUAUCAACAACGAAUGCUAACUUUGACCCAAAUGAAGGAUAAUUAUGAGCAAGCAGGUAAGAAUUAA
Messenger RNA from Adineta ricciae, 984 nucleotides. The record is from the annotation of a GenBank genome assembly. Lineage: Eukaryota; Metazoa; Rotifera; Eurotatoria; Adinetida; Adinetidae.